This is a messenger RNA of Leucoraja erinaceus (little skate), 2034 nucleotides long. It is a transcript of the gene hoxb6a, whose product is annotated as homeobox B6a. Lineage: Eukaryota; Metazoa; Chordata; Chondrichthyes; Rajiformes; Rajidae. Gene Ontology annotation, cellular component: nucleus. Gene Ontology annotation, biological process: regulation of transcription by RNA polymerase II; anterior/posterior pattern specification. Gene Ontology annotation, molecular function: DNA-binding transcription factor activity, RNA polymerase II-specific; RNA polymerase II cis-regulatory region sequence-specific DNA binding. The coding region runs from base 709 to 1401 and encodes 230 amino acids. The transcript has 2 exons. The record is from RefSeq and is a predicted model, not a curated record.
AGCAAACUGCAACACAAGCAGAACAAACGACUAUCAGGAAACUUUGGAGUGCAGAACACUGUAUAUUAUGUGCGGGUUACAAUGUGUGCGAAAAAUAAUCUGGAUUGCUAAACAACUGGUAAGAUGGAACUACUAAUGGGAACAAAAUAUGCCGAGUGCAUCUUUAAUAACACAAUCGAAAUGAAAGCGGGGCAGUUAGAUUGUAAAAGGGGAAAGCAAUAAAAAUGAGUUAAUAAGUGAUUAGUGAAUUAUUAGCUAAAUCGGCGAAUACUGGAUGGGUUUUAUUUUGCUUGUUUGUUUAGUCUGAAGGGGUAGAUUGUUUCGUUGUUUACAUAGGCGUGAAAACUAAUGUUAAUUAGAUGCCGAACUUUGCGCAUUCUUCAGCAUUUUAAUUCUACCAACACAAGGCUAAAUGCAAAGAUGCUGCUGUGUUUCUGUUGAUUUUUUCUUUCUCUGUUUCUGUUUGGGACUUUUCUCAUCACAUGUGCCGCUUUCUGCGAGCGUCUCUGAUUCAUGGAUAAGUGCCUCAUGGGUGCUAUUUUCCUAUCAAACAGUAUUGCCAUUGGUCAGCCGAUGAUCAGAUGGUUAUAUUUCCUGCUGUCCUUUCUGGCACUUGGCCAUCCCGAAUCAAACCCAUCUCGCUAACUGCUAAUAGCACAGGCACUUGGACUAAUACACAACAAAUCAUAACACAGCCCAAGCCAACAAAUGAGUUCGUAUUUCGUCAACUCCACUUUCCCGGUGACUCUUGCCAGUGGUCAGGAGCCUUUCCUCGGGCAGAUUCCGUUAUAUUCCUCCGGUUACGACCCUUUAAGACACUACCCGGCCACAUAUGGGGCUACAAGCAUGCAAGAUAAAAGCUACCCAGCACCCUCUUACUAUCAGCAAGCCAACGGGGCUUAUGGGUGCAACCGAACACCAUGCGAUUAUGGUGUCCCCAGUUUUUAUCGGGAUAAAGACCCUUCCAGCGGCGCGUCAGCCACCAGCUCCAAAUACCACUCACUGGAAGACCCAACGCAUUUUAACCCAGAACACCGCAAAUCCGAUUGCGUCCAAAACAGAAUUUUAUAUGGAGAAGUGGAAGAUCAGAAGAGUUCUCUCCCCGUAUAUCCCUGGAUGCAAAGAAUGAAUUCCAGCGGUGCCUCGGCGUUCAACCCAAACGGACGGCGCGGGCGGCAGACCUACACUAGAUAUCAAACUCUGGAACUGGAGAAAGAGUUCCAUUUUAACCGCUACUUGACCAGGAGGCGCCGGAUAGAGAUCGCACACGCCCUUUGCCUUACAGAACGCCAGAUCAAAAUAUGGUUUCAAAACAGGCGCAUGAAGUGGAAAAAGGAAAACAAAUUACUCGGCAACGCGCAACUAAGCGGCGAGGAGACAGAAGAAAAAUCCACAGAAUGAAAACCGCACACACAAGGAGGAGGAGAAGAAGAAAAAAAAAGAUCGGAAGAGGAACGCUAUGCAGUUCUUUAUUUAAAAAAAGAAUGAAUAUUGAAUAUUAAAAGUUUACAUUUUAUUUGCUGUUGCGCACCAGUGGAAGUGUACAUUUCUGUAUUUGUCCUAAGAUUUAUUAUGAAGUUAUGCAUUCCUUUGGUCUAUCCAGGCAGCCAUUGUUUCAAUUGGUGUCAAUAGUUUGAAAGAAACACUGGAUGUAUGCCAUGUAUUCUAUAUUUCACUUGAGCUGCUGCAAUAUUGUGAUUUUUCUUGACGUUGGUCUCAGCUCUAGUUUAUUUAGCUGUAUGUUUUUUUUGUGUGCACUGUGAAUACAACAAUUGUUUUUGAUUUAUUUUAUGUGUGUAUGCGUGCAUGUGUGAAAUUGUAUGUGCGUGCGUGUGGAAACUACACGAUAUAAAGUCUAGAUAUUGUAUUUUGCCUUGUUUUUCGUAACCAAGCGAGGGGGAAAUUAAAGCAAAUGUCUGAAGAAUCGAGUAAAAGGUUAUUUUUUUAUUUGUGUUCCUUUGUUCAAUGAGCGUUUAUUGUGUUUGUAGCGAGGGGGGGUCAUAUUUUUUUGAAACUUAAGGUUUCUUCUCUGGA